UCAAAAUUAGGACAAAAUUGUACUGCCUUUUAAUCAAGAUCCAAAUACACCCUUUAUAUAAUGACCAAGUGAGUUUUGAACAGUUUGAGAUAUUCAAUCCCUUGGCUAUGGCAGACACUACUGAAGAAAAGUCUAAUGGAGAAUUUCUUGGCAAAAUUGAUGAUGGUGAAACUAUUGAUUCAACAAAUUUCAAGAAACCAUCAAAAGGGAUGAAUCAAGAAGAAGGGGUUACUCUUCUUGAUAUUUUCAAUCGCUUUGUGUCAGCAAUUUUCUCUUCUUCUAAUAAUAAUAAUAAUGGUCAAUUUAUUCAGAGGAUUAAAGGGUUUGUUUCUGAAAAUGUUCCUUUGCUUCAUCAAGCUUCAAAAAAUACUGCUCAUAAUGUUUACACUUGGACUCGCAAAGGAAGCCCUCUACGUGCCCUUCUUGUUGUUUCCGUGGGGACGAUUGCUCUUCUUGCUUUGACAGGAUUGCUGGUUUUUAUGGUUUUCUUUAUCGCGGCAACUGUCAAUGCCAUUGUGAUCUCUCUUCUCAUGUCGUUAGUGGCUGCAGGAGGAUUCUUGGCUCUUUUCUUUGGUUGCCUAACUGCAAUUUAUAUUGGGGCUCUAUCAGUUACUGUAUUUGUCAUUUCCACUAUGACAAUUACAGCAAUUUUCGCUGUGAUUGUGGCUACAGGUUGGAUUGGGUUCUUCUGGACUAUAUGGCUAGCAACAAAGAAAAGUGCAAGUCUUGCCAAACGCUCUUUGAACGCGACAGGAUCAGCACUAUCCGCUUACUCUUCCACCAGACAUUUGCGACACAACCAUAACGCAUGAUGAAUCAUGCUUACAAUCAAGAAAAGGAGGCAGCCAUUUCUAUGAAUAAGUCUUGAAUGGUGAAUAGUACCAACUACCAAUAUAUAUUUAUGCUUUUGUGCUUUAACACCUUUCGUGAUGAUAAUAUAUAUGGUGGGUAUUUAAGCUCGUCGUGCAUUAAGGUCCAUAUGCGCGGAGACUAGUGAGAGCUUGGUUAUAUUGAGCCUUUUGUUAUGGUUGGAAACUGGCCUGUAAAUUGUUCAUUAGAAUUUGAUGAUGUUGCCAGUUGGUAAGUAUUGGUAGAAUAUGUUUUGAAAUCUUGAAUAUGUUGAAUGAGAAUGUAAUAUUUUGUUAAAUUUGUGUAAUGAAAGUUGAUAUUAUAUUUCUUUUCCAAAUAGAAUGAUCUUAUUUUUUGUU
This is a messenger RNA of Solanum dulcamara, 1208 nucleotides long. RefSeq lists its product as uncharacterized. The transcript is spliced from 3 exons. Lineage: Eukaryota; Viridiplantae; Streptophyta; Magnoliopsida; Solanales; Solanaceae. The coding region runs from base 108 to 812 and encodes 234 amino acids. The record is from RefSeq and is a predicted model, not a curated record.